Molecule: messenger RNA, 11469 nt
Organism: Eurypyga helias (sunbittern)
Lineage: Eukaryota; Metazoa; Chordata; Aves; Eurypygiformes; Eurypygidae
Gene: ZNF469
Product: zinc finger protein 469
Exons: 5
Source: RefSeq, a predicted model, not a curated record
UUUGCCGGUGCUAGCUACGGGAUCUCGGUGCAGAAGCCCAGUGCUUUCCCUGAGGGUGGCAAAGCCGGUGCCCACGGUCUGGGGGCUUUGCCGUGCCAAUACCCCUUCCAGCUGCUGCACGACUCGGGGAAAGAGCCAUACCGCAGCGAUGCAGGGAGCCAGGAGUACCUGGAUGUGGGGCUCGCCGCCGGCCAGCUGGCUCACGGCACCUUCGCCUUCCACUCAUCCCCCAGAGAGUGGCAAGAAGAGGUGCUGAGCAGUGGCUUCUACGAGAGCGUGUCCCCCCAGGGCAGGCUGUAUGGUUUGCCCGCCCCUCCGCCCUCACCUUUCCUGCACCCACCGCCGCCACCGGCCCCACACCACAGCCCGCUGCCGUGCUGCAAGGGCAGGAGCGAGCAUCCCGCCGACCCCAAUGGUGCUCUCUCGUCGUCUGGUGCUAUCGACCAAAACCCAAGCACUUUCCAAGAAAACCAAGCUGUUUUUCCGUCUAGUUUACACUCACCUAGUAUGCCAAAGCCAGUCGGUAAGAGGCAAGCCUCAGCGAAAGACAGUGUCCCCAGCCCGCGGCUGCUGGUCCAGAGCAGCCCUCUGAGAAGGAACAUGCCACCAAACUCUCUCUCCCAAGUGCACUUUCAGAGCAAAGCCUAUUGCAGUUCCCCCGCGGGCAGCACCGGCGCAGGAUCCGUGCCUUUCGAGACAAGCAUUCCCACUACGGCACCCACCCACCCCAGGCUUGUGCAAGCUUGGGAAGGUGCCCCUAAGGCGUUUUCUCCCAUGGACCAGAAUUCAGCACCUUAUCCAAACCCUGUUGGAAACCAGUUCUCAUUCGAGUGCCAGUCUGGCCCCGAGCAGAGGCAGCACAGGCAGAAAAAUGCCAGGAUGCCUUGGCAGCAAAUACACCUCACUCCUGCAAUGCCCGGUCAAAACAGGCUAGAGCUGUCGAGACAGAUCACCAGCCAGAAGCUCCCCUUCCCCCUGGGCAUGUCAGAGUGGCAGGGAAGCGGGAAAGCCCAGAAAGGGCCCCCCGCAAGUAACUCUCCGGGGUAUCACGGCAAAAAGCUCUUGACGGGAGAGAGCCUCGGGGUCCAGAGGGGAGACUCCAACUCAACAUGCGCUUUCUCUUUUGAGAGUGGGAAGGAGCCGGGGUCUCCCACCUGCGAUUCGAGAAGCAAAGCCCUCUUCUACAGCAUGGGUCAAGCAGGUCCUCCUCCCUUAAGGAGCUCAUCGGGCUCAGCACUGGUCCUGCCACCGUCAGCCUUGGUGGCUGCCUCUCCUUGUGAGUCCCCGCUGCCAUCCCCUGUCCCCAACCCCUCCUGCGGCAGCACCUGCUCGUCACUCUCCCCCGUCUCCAGCAGCCCACUCAACCCUGGCUUUGAAGACAGCCAGAUGUCCGGAGCGCUGACCCCCUCUCCCUUCUUCCAGCACCCCUGCCAUCCCAAGGACGGCAACAAAACCUUCCACCCCUCCGACGUCUUGAGUUCCAGCUUGCUUCAUUACCACCCCCCAGACUCCAUCAAGUCCUUCAACUUCCCUUCCGAUGCCCUGAAAGAUGACAGCCUCCUGAAAUGCGCCCCGACAAGCCCAUUCCACAAAGCCGGCGUGGAAGUGGCCAAAGGAUGCUCAGAUGGGCUGAAUGGGGAGCAGCCUCCGCCGCCGUACACCUCCCAUCACUUGCUGGCCAGCUCACUCAGCAGCGCCAGCCUAGAUCAGCUGGACGUGCUCCUGACCUGCAAGCAGUGCGACCAGAACUACAGCAACCUCUCCUCCUUCCUGCAGCACCGCCAGUUCUGCGCCUCCCAUCCCACUCCCCCGGGAGAGGGCAAGGACGCUCCCCGGGCAGCCGAAGGGCGGAAAGCGUUCCCCACAGAGCCCCACAAGCCCCCCAGCCUGGGGCCCCCCAGCCUGGGUCUCUCUCCAGACCCCCAGGCGCAUUUAUUGGCGUUAAACAAGAGCGAUGACUUCUUGCUGGAUGGAGAAAGCAAAAGUGAGGGCAAGGAAGAUGCUCUGAAGGGCGGCCUCUUCAACGGCCUCGCCGCCAGCUCCCUGCCACUCACCGCCUCGGACCUGGACAUCGAUGAUGCCAAGCUGGACAGCCUGAUCACCGAAGCCCUCAACGGCCUGGGGUACCAGUCGGAUAACCCAGAGAUCGACAGCAGCUUCAUAGACGUGUUUGCUGAUGAGGAGCUGACGGGCGUGAAGGCGGCUGGCGGUGGGUUGUCCCACAAGGCGAAGGAAGCCCCAGCCUCAGAGAGCAAAUCAAAGCAGGCAGCAGCGGAGGAGAAGGCAGAAGGCCGGCCCAACGCUGGCUGUUUGUACGAGGAUGGCCAUCCGGGUGGGGAGCAGGCAAAGAGAAGGGGAGGAAAGAAGCACCUUCACAAGGGGAGGGCGGCACGGAGGUUGGCAACCCAGGAGCCAGAUCCCACGGCAGUGGGAGCAGAAAGGACAGCCAGGCUGCGGGUGGUCAGGAAGAACAGCAUCCCUUCGGCCACCACCUCCUCCAAGUCCACCUCCAGCCAAAAGCAUCCCAGGAAGCUCAGCCAGGAGCCUCUGACGAAGAGCGAGGUGGGGCCAGGCAUUGCCACCAAAAACUCCAAGCCACCCCGGUUCUCCAUGAAGGACAUGAAGAAGCGUAAGCCCCGAAGCGGGACAUGGAGCAAGGAGCUCAUUCACAAGAUCGUGCAGCAGAAGAAUAAGCUCCACAAACUGCAGGUAAAGAGCAGCAAGCAGUGCCCCCAGGGUGCUGAGAGGCUGGCACCAGCUGCGAAGGAGGGCAGGCUUCAGGAGUACGACUAUGUCUCCGACUCGGAUGAUGAUGGGGCAGAGUGCGGCAAGCUCCAGGGACAGAAGAAGCAAGGCACGGGAUUCAUCGGGAGGACCAAGUACGGCUUUAGCAAGAAACGCCUGGGAAGAAGUGAGAGAGACAAAGAGAAAGACCCAGCCUGGAGCUACGGUCAGAAAAGGGACGGUCAGAAAAGGGAAGCACAGGACCACAGGGGUGUCUCGAGCCAGCAGAAUGCUGAGAAAAAGGAUUGUGCCACCAGAAUCCAAAGACGUAGUAGCCAGUCAUCUACUGGCAGCAACCACAGCGGUAGUAUGCCCGGCAAGGUGGGCACCAGCCCACCGCCUGCUGAUGGGGCUGGCUCAGGCAGCGAGAAGGGGGGCACGCAGAGGAGGAGGCGCUCGGGCAGCCCAGCACGUGCGCCAAGGACUCCGCUCAGCCUUCCCGAGGACAGGAACUCAAAGAAGAGCCAGAAGAGCAAAGAGGACUUUUCCAGAGGGAGCAGGCAGUUUGGCUCAGCCAAACCUUUAGUAGCAGGCUCCAGGACGUGUCCAAGUACCGAACCAGAUGUUGCUGCAACAGACUGUGCAAAGGAGGAGUCGUUAUCGCAAUCCCAGGAAAGGCAGCUGCCCAGCACGGCCGCCUCGGACGGGACCUCCGCUGGGCUUUCCUUCAAGGAGGGGGCUGAAGAGCCCAAAGAAGCAGCAAAGCAUACAGGUGAGGCAGGAGAACUCACCCUUGAGGCUCAGGACUCACCCGAGCUGACCAUGGCCAACCAGAGGCAUCAGUUUGCCCCUUUCACGAGUGAGGGGCUGAAGUACCAGGCAGAAGAGCUAAUUGCUCCACCCCACAGCAGUAACGAAGCUAGUCCUGGCAACUCGAGUGCUGCCUACUCGGAAGCGAACAUCAAAUACUUGAAGGCACACGCGCUCUGUGACGGUCAGAAGGAUUAUCCCACGCCAGUUGCCCCGUACGCUGGGGAUGCAGUGGGGAUGAUGCUCACUGCCAAGGCGCCCGAUCCAUACGUCAGCAGCAACAAUGCAUUUUUCGAUCCCAAAGGCCUUCCCGGUCACUACGAUGACAAUCUCUUCCCAAAGCCCCCAGCCUUGGGCUCCUCCCACGUGGAUGACAUGUAUUUAUGCCGGGAUGACAUCAACGCCAGCUCAUACGAGCAGAAGCACGCCAGCAUCUCCCCUUACACCGCAGAAACAUCAAAGGGCAAGGUCUCCUCCCCCCUCAGCUUCGAUUCCUCUUCAAUAUUUGGAGAGCUUCCCGUCACCGAGUUCGACCCGCCGCUGUACGAGAGCGUUUCUGUGAGCAAGGAUGGUUACGUGGCAACGUUCACCUGUCCUGGCAAUGCCCCCAGCAAGACGCUGCCAUUUGAGCAACCGUAUCCACCAUUCAUGCCAGAGAAGGACUGGUCCCUCAUGGAGGAGGUGGCUCCGAUGCUGCCAGAAGAGGUGACUCAGUUCCACAGCCUUUCAGUGGAGAAGCCACUAGCCAAGAAAUUCCCCGAGGAAGCACCCGUCCCCAGCAGCCAACUCUCCCUGCCGCUGCCAGACAGGAUAACGGUUUAUAACGUGACUUUUAUGAACAACACAUCAGACGAUGAGCUGGAGAUCAAGCGAUUAGUCACAGAGCUGGAAAGCCAACUGCAAACCAGCAAGCUGGAUAACGAGGCAUCCGUCGCCCUUCAGAAACCCGAGCAACACGUCGCUGCCCAUCUGCGAGGAUUCCCACCGCUGCCAGUCGAGCAAGAGGCAGGUCAUGAGAAAGGACUGGCUUUGGCAGGUGAUCUGGGCAGUUCAAACCUCUGCGUCAGAGAGAAGCUGGGAGGUGAGAAGCCAGCCAUCACGAGUGCGUGUGAGGACUAUGAGAGACCCAGGGAGCCCUGGCCCUGCCCUGUGGAGCUGGGCUCGCUGGAGGCAGGAAUGUGCACACCAGCCCCGCUUGCCACGGACCAUUUCCGCUCCAAAGACAGCAGCGAGCAGCUCCAGGUAGCUGUGACUUCCGAGGAAAGUGGCCUCGGAAAUAUGGAAAAUGGGUCCUUCUCCAGAAGUCUACCUGGCUCACACACGGCAGAUCAAACAGAGGCUCCCAUCUACACGGACCCCAUGACAAAAAGCCCUCCUGUUGUCACCAGUUCUGUGUUCCCCAAGGCCCUGAAGGCAGCAGAAGCGACCAAAGAUCCGCUGCCAUCCCUGCCAUGCCAGCACGGUGAUGAGAGCUUCCCUGUACCAGGGAAAGCAGAUGUAAGACUUCCUGGUACUGCAGAGCUGGAGAAGUUUGAUGCCCAUCUUCCAGACCCUAAACCUGAAUUAGGCUUUCAGGGAGGUCCCACCCCAGCCUUGGAUCUCACCUUUUCGCCUCACAUCACAGAGGUCCCGGAUACAGAAGAAAGACCCUUAAGUAAGCCCGAGUCACCCAAAACGGUGAAAAGCGACGUGGACUUCAAAGGGGACGAUGGUGAGUCUGCACUGAUGGAAGGAUCGGAGGAGAGGAAGAGCCCCACCACCUAUCCAGCCCCCAGACCUGGCGACAAAGCCGGCAAGCAAAAAGUGCUACUGUUUGAUAUGCUGAGCCUGCACAAGGAGAGCAGCUCCCCGAAGACAUUGGCAUCCCAGGAGGCGUCAGCCAACCCUCUGCAGCAGCUCCAGCUCUUCGUUGCACGAACAGUGAAGAGCAACGAGGAGGAGCUGCUGAUGCCAUGCUUCCCCAUGCUGCUUGCUCCCAGCCACCCCUCUGCCAUCGCCCAUGUCCAGCUGGAGCAGAAAGAGGAGAGCGGCGGUGCCUUGGAAGGAGAAAAUCAGACACAAAGCCCUGCCCAAGGGGAGGGGAAUGUCCCUAUUGGAGGCAACGCAGAAAAUACUUCUGCCCCAGCAAAAGAGGCUGUGCUUUUCUCCAGCGGAUGUGAGCAGCUGGAGUCAUUUGGUGCAACAGGCUCCUACCAUGCAAAACAAUCCACGUUUGUGAAGCCAGAGCUGCACAGUAAUGUACCGGAGCUGCAGCACUUAGCAAAUGAAGACACAGAGCCGAAUGACAUUAAUAUCCGUGCAGAUGGUGUUUCCCGAGAGCGUAAUGACCUCUCGCCACUCAAAAACACAGCGGUGACCCCCCUGCCAGGGCAUGGAAAGAAAGCUGAUCAGCCUGUGGGAGAGCAGGAGCAAGAUGAAAACGAAGCAACCUUAGCAUUUCAAAAACAUGAGCAAUCCCAAUUAAGCCUUAGUUUGCUCGAGAAAGAAAUGCUGGGCAGCGCAGCAGCAGAGAGCCUGGGAAGAAGUGAGGUGGAGCAGGGAGCACAGCCCUUGAACAGCGCUCCUGGGAGUCCCACCAGCCCGCCCGGUCCCUCCGAGGAGGAGCUCAGCCAGGAUCACCGCAUGGUGCUGGGGGCGAAAGCCUGCGCAGUCAGCACGAAAGUUCCCAAAGAAGGGAAUGGCAAGAGGCCAUCCCUCGAUGGCUGUCACUACACAGGCGAAUCUCCAGCCAGCUUGCCCUUGCCGACCAAUUUUUCUCACCCCAAAUGCUUGCAAAGCGGUGGGGCUGAGGGAGGAGCGGUGUCCAGCUUUGGCAGUCAGCUCCUGGAUGAGAAAAAUGCCUUGGAGGUGGAUGGUUCCCAGAAACCACAUGGGAAGGACUGCUCUCUUCCCUGCUCGCCGCCUUUCAACCAAAAGGGUGUUGGGAAAGAGGCACCCGAAAACGCCGUUGCUGUGCUGUCAGGCUCUCAUUUUCAAGAAAACCAAGUGUGUGCGGUCACAGAUACAGUUUUUAACUCCGUUCCUCUGGAAACCCAAGGUUACCCAACCCAGCCCACAACAGAUCUUCUGCCAACCAGAGAGAGAGAGGUAAACCUGGAUCAAGAGAACAAGCUUGAAAGCUGCUCUGAUGAUGGAAAUAAGCACCAAAGUGAACCCGAGGCUUCGUCCAAUGGUUUUGUUCUUCAGCAGGUGCCAGCUGCUGUCAGUAGAGGUCUUAGAAGGAUUGGAGAUCUUGGUCCUGCUGAGUUAAAUGGCCACAAGUUUUCAGAGGCAGCAGAAGUGAGACUUGGUCUUUCCAAAAACACAGAGAGCGGAGGGAAGACUUUAAAAGGGGAGAAACCCAAAAGCCAUGGGGCUGGAGAAGCUGGGAGUUGUGUGUUAAACAGUAUGGGCCAAGGAGAGGGCAACACGCCUAACAGUGCUCCAAACCCUUCCCAGAAUGAACUUCACAAUGAAAAGAAGCCAAAUGGGCUCCCGGUGACCUGUGACAUUUGUUCAGCUUCUUUCCGGUCCAAGCCUGGCCUGACCAGGCACAAAGCGGUCAAGCACCAGCUGAAGAAUGGUGGCGUACCACAACCCAGCAAGAGUCCCAGGUCCGCUUUGAUUCCUGCAGACAAGACAUCGAAAGCAGCCCAAAAGGUGCCCAGGAGGAGCCUGAAGACUUCGGUCAAAGAGAAAACCUGCAGCUCACGGACGUUGACCACUGACGUUGACCACGUCCCCAAGAAAAUAUGCCCAGACCUGGAGAAAGAGCCCAGCACCCAGAUCCAUGAAGUGGUCAGCAGAGUGCUCAGCGACCUCAGCGUCAUCUCCUUUGAGAUGUCCCAGGAGCUGCACCACACAUGUGUUCUGCAGAGGGAGAUGAAGGCAAAGGGGCUGCACUCAGGGACAAGGGGAGCAGGCGAUGUGGCAGCUGGGAAGCUGGACCCAGGAUGGCAAGCCAGGAAGGGAGAGAAGGGCAGAAGGAACCGAAGCAAAGAUUCUGGAGAGGUGAAUGGUAAUUCUGAAAAGAAGCUAAACAGGAAAGUGAGACGAAGGAAGGCAAAGGUAUUUCCCAGCAGAAAUGAGUCCGAUGGUCCGUGUGAGCUGGAGAAGAACACAGGUCUUCCCCCUGCUGUCCUCAGCUCCAGCCUGCCCGAGAUCACGGAGGGCUUGCAUGAACCAGGUGGUUGCAUCUUCACAGAGGAGCAAGCUAGGCCCAGCUCAUCCCAGCACUCUCAAGAAGCUGAACAGUCCCCUUGUGCAGCUGAGCUUGCAGAGGACCUGGGUGACAUGAUGGUGUCUUCCCAGGAGAUGGCACAGGAGCCAGUAACAGGCACCUGUCAUGGGAAGGUGGAAGAUCCAAAUGGAGUGGAAGACACGCAGGUUUGCAAACAAUGGGUUAGCGGAUUUGUGCAGCAAGUGGAGAAGGGAUUGGGCAAGGUAGGUGAAGAGCAGCACCGUGGUGCUGAUGGCACAGAGGAGGUGGAUGCUGAGACAGGAGACAGUCCUGCGGCAGGCAGUGGCGCUGGGAGCCGGAGCAGUGCCCCACAGUGUCCCAUGGAGCCUGCUGAAGAGGGUCUGCCACUGGAGAUGCUUGAUUCCAAAACCACCCAAAAGGCUCCCAGGCAAGGUGCUGUGCCAACUGCGCCAGGGACCAGCCCUCCUCCUACGGAGCCAAAGCGAUGGGCGAAGGCAGACGUGCCACCAGGCAGGGACCACUUGUUUGAUGAUGACUCCACGUUCUCCCAGCUGUUCCCCAGGGAUGACCAGUUCAUCAGGAGAAAGUGCACACGGGUGUAUGGGAAGCGCAGCAAGAAACCCAAGCCCGUCACCGAGGCAAACCUCCAGCCAGCGGGUGCCAUCGACCUCUUCCCCAUCCGAUUAGCUUCCGACCUCAGCGAAACGGGCUCUUUCUGUGUCACCAGGGAGGACCCUUGCGAAUACGAAACCAUCUCUGUUGACGAUGCCUUAAUGCUAAACAUGUGUCACGGCAGCAAGGCAAAGAGUGGUGACGCUUCUCCCGGAGGAUCUAAAAGCAUUGUUCUGAGGUCGGACUGCGAGAAGACUGACCAAGGGAAGGAGGACAUUGACCUGGAAGACAACAUGCUAACCUUCUUGUGCCAAAACAGCCAAGUGGACAAUGUCCCCAGCUUGAACAUCUGGGGGAGUCUGGAGAAGGAAGGAGAAAGCCUCUCUGCCGAGGACAUGUUUGCGCCUCUGAUGGACCUUGAGGAUGAGCAUUCCCUCAGAGAAGCGAGCUCCGAGCCCCCCGACUUGGCAGAGGAGCCCUACGAUGGCAAGCCUAACGAAGAUUCCGACUCUCCUGAAUUUCAUACCAUCGACAUCGAGAUGUUGAACGCAAAGCUGAAAAUGAGAGACAUGUGCUUCUUCAGCCCUUGUGAAGAUCUUCCUGGCCAUGGGGAGGACAACGCUGUGGGUUUCAAGCCGAAGCCGGGCCAGCACAGCAAGCACAGAAGUAAGCUAGAAGAUGGGAAGCUGGGGAAGAACCGCAGUGAGAUAACCAUCAAAGCCAAAGACAAGCAGUACAAGUGCAAAGUCUGCUUCCAGUGGUUCCUGACGUUAGGGGAGCUGGACUUUCACAAGCUCUCCCAUAACCCUUCCCCUCCACCUACCUGCUACAUGUGUGUCCAGCGCAAAUUCAGCUCCCGGGAACAACUGAGGGACCAUCUGAAGGAGAAGCAUGCCAAAAACAAAGCCGGUCUGUGGGCCUGCGGGAUGUGCCUGAAGGAGAUCUCCGACGUCUGGAUGUACAACGAACAUCUCCGGGAGCACGCCACCCAGUUCGCUCGCAAGGGGCAAGCGCAGAAGUCCGUGAUGGGGCUGCCAGGCUGCUUCGGCGAGGACAAUGCCGCUGUCACCCACUUCCUCAACACCAUCAUGUAUCGCAAGCCCAGCAGAUCCUCCCAGCAUGCCGACCCCAGCAGCAAGCAUGCGGUUAGCAGGGAGAGCAAGAGCCCCAAGGAGCUGCCCCUCGAGCAGGAGGCUAAGGUGAUGAAAGACCCCGUGGAAAGCAACGUCAGGGUGAAGCCACCUGCACCCAGCUCCUCUAAAGCAUCCGCCAGUAUAUCUCCAGAGCGUACAGCAAAAAGCGAAGGCAUCUCCAAAUCUGUCCCCAUGCACCCAGACUGCAAGGAUCCUUCCAGGGACUGUCACCACUGUGGCAAGCAGUUUCCCAAACCCUUCAAGCUCCAACGGCACCUUGUCGUGCACAGUUUACAGAAGAUUUACUUGUGCCACAAGUGUCCGAUGUUCUACCAGGAGACCAAAGAGCUUCGAAACCACCUCAGCCAGGAGCACGGGAUAGUGGAGGAGCAGGAGAUCAAGCACACCACCCUGUACACCUGCGAGCUCUGUGCGGAUGUCAUGCACGUCAUCAAGAAGUCCUUUAUCUGCAGCAUGUGCAACUACACCUUCUCCAAGAAAGAGCAGUACGACCGGCACAUGGAAAAGCAUCUGGCGGGAAGCAACAAGACUUUCAAAUUCAGAGGGGUCAUGAGGCCAGGCGUUGCCUCCAGAGAGGGCAGGGAGAAGGUGAAAGCGGACAGCUCUCUCCGGGAUGGCAUGCCUCCAAGCAAGAAGAGGAAGGUUUCUCACCACAGCAGCUCACUCCCGUGCAGCUCACCGGUCCACCCGGACCUCACUAGUGACCUUCAGAUGGUAGAGGCUGCGAGCCCCAGCCUGCAGGCUUCCGCUGACUCCUUCCCAACAUCACCCGGUGACCCAGGAACACCUCUGACCCAACCCUCCGUGAAAACAGAAGACCUGGUGGGUGACUUCUCCGACCUCCUGGCAGAGAUGGAGAAAUCCCAGUUUGACACCCUGCCUCCACCCCCUUGCCUCUCCCCAUCUUUGCCAGAGCCUGCAGCGAGCAGCUCGGAGCUUGGCCGUAUUGCUGCCCUGUCUAUCGAGGAGCUGGAGAAAGGAACGUUUGAUGGGAAACCACUUCCUUUCUUGGACUCACCCGUGUUUACCAUUGACCUUGCUGGGUUGGCUUGUAACCAGGCCACAGACCAAAAACUCUCUCCCCCACACCUCACCGAGAAAUGUGGCUACGCCGAUGCCCAUAAAAGAACGAGCAUAGGCAACAAAGACGAGUAUCUAGCAGGUGUCCUGGAAAAUCCCAAUGCAGCCACCAGUUCCAUGGACGGGAUCCCAUUUCUCCAGCUUGCCGAGAAGGUCUCAGAGCUUCCUUCCCCGCAGGCAGAGGCUCCACCGACCAAGGACCCCCACAGGUGGGGCAACCCCAGUGCCAGCAGUGCCUCUUCUUGGGAAGGUUCAUCUAAGGCCAUGUCUCCAGAAGCUGCCCACCACCCCCUGCCCCUGAAGGACAAGGUGUCUUCACCCACACUGAACAGGGCUGCCAAAGAUUCAACGCUGGGUGGCGAGGCUGCUCCUGGCACGGACAGCCCCAGCGGCAGCACUGAGGAGAGUCAGCAACCUGGUUCGGGGAAGGAGAAAGCCGUGCCCGAGUCCAGCGCCAAGGACAGCUGCACUAAUGCUAAGGACCAAGGCGUCAACCCAAGCAAAUCCACCGGCCACCAGCCCAGAGGCGAGGUGGCCAGCAAUGCUGUGAGACAUGGCCACAUGGAGCCGAGCAAAGCCGCCAGCAAGCUUCACCCCAAGAGGCGGAAAGAGCACAAGUCCUUGAGCCACCGGAGCAGCUCCGGCUCCCGGGAGAACAUGGAGGGAGACGGGAAGAAGAAAAACGCCGAAGCUUCUGCCCUCGCCCCCGGGAGGAGGGAGACGCAGUGUAACAGACUGGUACCCAAACCCAAAACGGGCACCCAACUGAAAAAGAUGGUCCUGGACACUUACAACCAGAAGAAGGUGGAGCUCCGUCAUGCCAACGGGGACAUGAAACGCAGGAAGGCCAUUCUGGGGAAGAGCCUCCACCAAGUGUUGGCCAAGGGGCCGGCGCCGUCCCCACGCAGC